Messenger RNA from Pogoniulus pusillus (Red-fronted tinkerbird), 3463 nucleotides. RefSeq names its product KLF transcription factor 13 (gene KLF13). The transcript has 2 exons. The record is from RefSeq and is a predicted model, not a curated record. Gene Ontology annotation, molecular function: RNA polymerase II cis-regulatory region sequence-specific DNA binding; DNA-binding transcription factor activity, RNA polymerase II-specific. Lineage: Eukaryota; Metazoa; Chordata; Aves; Piciformes; Lybiidae. Gene Ontology annotation, biological process: regulation of transcription by RNA polymerase II. Bases 490 to 1320 code for a protein of 276 amino acids.
CGGCGCAGGGCGUGGCCUGGCGGUGACGCUACGCCCAGAUGUUGUCCCAGGCCGCGCCCCCGAGGGGGUCCGGGCGACUCCGAGCAGCGGUACGGGGAGCGCUCACUCUACUGUCACCGCGCAAUGGAGGGGCUGGGGACGCCGCCGCCUUAUUAUACCACCUUCUGGAGAAAACAGCAUUAAGUCAGACUGCGAGCGAUAAGCUGCCAGUGCCAGGGUCUGCCUGCUCUUCGCGCUCUCUACCGCUGGACUUCAGCGCCUUCGGAUUCAGGGGCAAGCUGGGUGUGAUCGUCACGAGCAAAGUGUGGGCUUGAUGGCUGCUAAGUCAGCCUUUACUUCUACGGAGAGAUCCUAAGAAAUAAAAGAGGGGAAAAUCUGCUAGCAUUAACCUUUUUUUCGAAAAGGGAAAGAGCACUGUUGUAGGUUGGUUGGUUGUUGUUGUCGGUUUUUUUUCUCUUCUGUUUGGAUUUCGUUUUAAACUUAUGAAAGAUGGCAGCAGCAGCAUAUGUGGAUCAUUUUGCAGCAGAGUGCCUUGUUUCCAUGUCCAGUCGUGCUAUUAUCCAUAGCCCCAAAGGGAAGCCUGAUCCCCAACCUGAUGCAGCAAUACCCCCUUCAUCAAAUGAAGAUAAGCGAGAAGUCAGAGAAACGGGGAAAGACAAUGGAUCAUCCUUACUUGUGGUAGCUAGCAUUCUAGCAGAUCUGAACCAGCAUGUCCCAAACUCACCCACUCGGAGGACGGAAAAAACGGACACCUUUGGUAUCACAGAACAAAUACACAUUUCUAUGGCUCCUAAGGAGUUGGAGGAAGAAAGUGUGUCUUCGGCUGGUAAGCGUGGAGGAGGAAGAGCAGCCACACCUACUGGCCUGGCUGCAGUAACUGAGCCAAGCCUCAGACAAAAGAACAAACGCACGAGAAGCUGGACUGACCCUGGAUCACCCCAGAAAAAGCACAAAUGCCACUAUGUGGGGUGUGAAAAAGUUUAUGGCAAAUCUUCCCAUCUUAAAGCUCAUCUAAGGACCCACACAGGUGAACGGCCUUUUGAGUGCAACUGGCAAGGAUGCAACAAGAAGUUUGCUCGCUCGGACGAGCUGGCCCGCCAUUACCGCACCCACACUGGAGAAAAGAAGUUCAGCUGCCCUCUCUGCGAGAAGCGCUUCAUGCGCUCCGACCACCUGACAAAGCACGCCCGGCGCCAUGCCAACUUCCACCCCAGCAUGCUCAAGAGGCGAAGUGGGAGCAGCUCGAGAACAGGCUCUGUCAGUGACUACAGCCGCUCAGAUGCCUCAAGCCCAACAAUCAGCCCCGCCAGCUCCCCAUAGUCCUACCUGCACUGGAUGUCAGCACUUUGCCUCUUAAUACCUAACAUGGAGUUUUGGUUGUGUUGCACACAUGGAAAAAACUCUGUCGCUUCCCCUCCUCAGUUCCCCACCUCCCUUUUUUAAAACAAAAUCAGUAAAGAGCUGCCUCCCACUGCAAUUUCCAGUCAGAUUGUCUUUACCCAACCACAUGAGUGGCUAAUUCUAACCUCAUGGACAGACAGACUUAUGUGAUACUCUUAGUGACUCCUGCUGUCUCAAUAUUUCAUACAUUUUUCAACCAUUUACAGAUCCCUUUGAUUAUUCUUUGUAAGAAAAUGAGAAAAUCUAUAAAAAAGAGAAAGACCCCCACUUAGUUCACCUCAGGUGUCCAAGUAGUUUUGUAAGACCGGAUUGCACAACACGAGCAUACAUACACUUAGAAAUCAACUGUGUUGGAUUGUGUCCCCCUUCUCCUUUCUCAGGGAUGGAUAUUUAUGUUACACAAUAACUACAGUGAAGACACACCCUAACUGCAGCCUUACUCUGCAAAUAUAUUUGCACUCAGAAGCUUCUUUGUUAGGUUCUUUCACACACUGGGGAAAACUUAAAAAAACCAAACAAUACAAACCACAAAGCAGUACUGGAAUGUAGUGCCAGACUCUCCCACUGUUUGUUUGCCUGAUAAUAUACCUGCAUUGGGGAGUGUCCAAACAGCAGUCUUGUCUGUCUUCAAGCUGCCCUUGUGCUCUUUUGUAUCAAGUCGUCUUUUCGCUUCAUGCUGAAGAUGCUCCAAAAGCAACUCCCAAUUGCAAAAAUCUCUGUGAGGUUGACAAACUUGUUUGUUUCAUGCUAGAUAAAAUUCGGAGAAAAAGCAAUUCUAAACAAGAUGCCUUAAGUAAAAAGCCUAAAUCACGAGGAAACAUUUACACUGGGCAACAUUGUAUUCAAGAUGGCAUGGAAGCUCCGAGGUAUUUCGUUGUCACUCUUUCCAAGUUGUUAAGCUACCUGCACUGCCUCUUCAGUAUGGGACCAACAGAAUAUUCAAAUCAAACCACACUGACUUGAACAAUUUUCUCUAUUCCUUUUUUGUUUUCCUUUUCUUGUUAAAUGAACCGUGGAAUUAGCACAGCUGAACCAAUGCCCAGCAAAAGGUUUAUCGAGGUACUUACCUACUGUACAGCUGUAUCCCUGCAAGACAAAUUGGUUAAGACAUAGUUUCUGUGUCCUUCUGCAUCACAGUUGUGGUCACUGAUUGAAGGAAGCAAAGUCGUAAGGUAUCUUCUGACUGGAAAAAUAAAACAGGCAUUUUGCAGUUUAAAAAGAAAGUCAUUUUAGCUGAGCACUGCUACGAGUUUCUCAAAAGUACACCCACCAGCAGGUGUUCUCAUGCUUCAUGGCAAAAAGGGAAUCUUGGCUAGUUUUCACAUAUUUGACACUAGAAGGUAGAUUUGUGGUUCAUAUGGUAGAAAUCAUAGCAAAAUACCAGGAGCAUUGUGACAUACUGGAGACCUUGCUGGCAGCAAAUACACUUUCCUUGGUUCAGCUGGGUCUGAUGGUGCGUGUUACGAAUUCAGGUCCUUUUGAUUCUGGAAUUUUGGGGGUUUUCUUGUUUUUUCUGUAAGGUAUAAGUGCAGUUAAGUGUAGCAUGUUACAAAGAAACUCUCUGUGCCAAACCUGCCGUUUGAUAGCAAGUGAAUGCCUCCAGAUUCCAAAUGAACAUGCAUCCUACUUGCUGCUUUUCAUCGAUCCAAUAUUGCAAGUCUUUCUUGUACUGUAUAUUAACUGUGAGAAGCUAAUAUACAUUUCCUAGUAGUUUCAUAGGUACUUCCAGAAUAUUUACAUUAUUCCCAAUACUAUGCAUUCUAUUAGUUCUAUGGAUAAAUACUCUAAGACAGUUCAAAGUGCAGGUAAUUUCAGCAUUUUUUCAUUUUCUCCAGAUUUUCACCUCUAUAGAGAGAACCGUUCUUCCCUUUUGAAAUGGAAGUCAUGAGGCACAAUUCUACUGUUUCAUUUCACAGAUAUGAAGGAACUUUGUAAGCUUUUUAUGAGACCACAAAUAUUGUUGUUUGUGUGAUGAGCUUCCUAACCACUCUGAAUUGAGAGAAAGCUAGAUCUGUGCCUCCACAGAUUUCCUUUUUUCCUUUUUUUUCCCCUUUGUUGGUUU